AUGGGUCCACCUGGUGGUGGACGCAACCCGGUUACGCCGCGCCUAACGAGGCACAUUAACUUUUUGGCUUCCAAUGAACUGGAUGAACAAAGUAUGCGAACCAUCUUCGGUGUGGUGCUCAAAUCAUGGCUGUCUCGAUCAGGCUCAGACAAACCUGCCGCAAAGCUCCAGCAGCACGCGAAUGCUCUUGUACACGCUUCCAUCCAAGUAUACACAACGAUUCCAUCGCAACUUCUACCAACCCCGGCCAAGAGUCACUACACCUUUAACAUGCGAGACCUGUCAAAAGUGUUCCAAGGCAUGCUAAUGGUAGAACCUGGCAGUUUGACUGGUAGUCUGGAGCAGCUGCUUCGUUUGUGGUUCCAUGAGUCGUCUCGAGUGUUCCAAGAUCGCCUUGUCAACGAGGCGGACCGUGGCUGGUUCCGUGAUUUGAUCAGCACCAAAUCCAAGGAGGCAUUCCAACAAACCAUAACUGAUUACGUUAAGUCUGAACCACUGCUGUACGGUGAUUUCUUAACCGCUGCUGCAAGUGAUGUGUGGAAAUACAUCGAAAUGACAGAUCACUCGCAGGUGCUGCAAGUGAUGGAAGAAAAUCUGGAAGAUAACAACCAAGUCAACACGGCCAAAAUUAAUCUGGUUCUCUUCAUGUACGCGGUGGAACACAUUUGUCGCAUCGCGCGUAUCAUUCGACAACCUCAGGGCAAAGCUCUUCUGUUGGGCAUGAGCGGCAGUGGUCGUCAGAGCCUGACUCGAUUGGCAGCACACAUGGCCGAGUACGAGUGCUUUCAGAUCGAAUUGUCCAAAACCUAUGGGUUCACAGCGUGGCGCGAAGUUUUGAAGAAGAUUAUGCUCACUGCUGGUAUAGAUGACAAUCCAGUGAUCUUCUUAUUCUCGGAUACUCAGAUCAAAUCGGAAUCAUUCCUGGAAGACAUCAACAACAUCCUGAAUGCUGGUGAUGUGCCCAAUAUUUACAGUCUCGACGACCUUAACAAAAUCUAUGACGCCAUGAAGUUAAUAAUCAGUGAGCGAGGAUUACAACCAACAAAAUCCAAUCUAUUCAACUGUUACACUAAGAGAGUUCGUGACAAUCUCCACACCGUAAUCAGCAUGAGCCCGCUUGGUGAGUUAUUCCGUGCUCGUCUGCGACAAUUCCCCGCGCUAGUCAAUUGCUGCACAAUCGACUGGUUUAGUGAAUGGCCUUCAGAGGCACUGGAGUCUGUUGCACUCCGUAAACUGCGCCAAAUGACCGAUUUGGAUGUGCAUGAAAGUGUGCUUGAAGCGUUGGUGAAGACGUGCAUCGAUCUGCAUCAAUCUGUGAUGCACCAACCGAACUUAUGA
Molecule: messenger RNA, 1338 nt
Organism: Dicrocoelium dendriticum
Lineage: Eukaryota; Metazoa; Platyhelminthes; Trematoda; Plagiorchiida; Dicrocoeliidae
Source: the annotation of a GenBank genome assembly